Pichia membranifaciens NRRL Y-2026 is the source of this 579-nucleotide messenger RNA. RefSeq lists its product as hypothetical. Lineage: Eukaryota; Fungi; Ascomycota; Pichiomycetes; Pichiales; Pichiaceae. Gene Ontology annotation, cellular component: mitochondrial large ribosomal subunit. The transcript has a single exon. Bases 1 to 579 code for a protein of 192 amino acids. Gene Ontology annotation, molecular function: structural constituent of ribosome. The record is from RefSeq and is a predicted model, not a curated record.
AUGUUCCAGUGUCGUGCAGCUCUGUCCAAGUGCAAGGGCUUUUCUGUGCGUUUCAACUCUUCGUCGUCGAGCGGCAUCCCUAAGCUCGGCACCACUCCAAACAAGUUCAACGCAAAGUCGUCUGCAUUCAACCUCCGCCCUGAGCUGCCUGAGGGUCUUUUCUUCCACCCAGCACCAGCAGCACCAAACCCAGAGAUCACCCCGAAGGCUUUCUUGCCCAAGUCGGACGCCAGAGCCGCCUCGGACCUGUACUACCCAGAGCAGGACUCGCUCGUGACCGCCAACGUCGCGUACAUGCCGGUCGUAUCCAAGGCCAGCCAGCCUAAGAACUACAAGUUUGAUGCGUCGAUAGUGGAGCAGCUGCAGACGCUGCGGGACCAGGGUGUGUCCAGAAAGCAGAUCAGGGAGGAGUUCGGCGUCACAGACAACUUCAUCAGCCUGGUCACCAAGCCCAACGCCCAGACCCAACAGCAGCAGAAGAAGCUGCUAAAGAGAUCUGCCAGAAAGUGGUCCGCCAAGACGCUCAAGGCGAGAAGGUUGAAGGAGGUGAAGAAGUCCCAUUGGGAAAGAGACCUGUGA